This is a messenger RNA of Pyricularia oryzae 70-15, 198 nucleotides long. RefSeq lists its product as uncharacterized. NCBI's taxonomy places the organism in Eukaryota, Fungi, Ascomycota, Sordariomycetes, Magnaporthales, Pyriculariaceae. The transcript is spliced from 2 exons. The coding region runs from base 1 to 198 and encodes 65 amino acids. The record is from RefSeq and is a predicted model, not a curated record.
AUGAUACGAAUGCAUGCAGGCCGAGAUCCAACAGAAACAUCGAAUGAACCGAUUGAGAAUCGUCUCCCCGCCGUCGUUGGAAAUUGGAACUCCGGGAUGAGGGAUAACCGGUGUCUUUUUAUCUCCCUCACUGCCCCCGUCUCCGCUGAAAAAAGCUCACCAUCCGCCAAACCUUUCUCCGAGUCUCAGCUCAGAUAG